Chinchilla lanigera (long-tailed chinchilla) is the source of this 1214-nucleotide messenger RNA. RefSeq names its product pyrophosphatase (inorganic) 2 (gene Ppa2). The record is from RefSeq and is a predicted model, not a curated record. Gene Ontology annotation, cellular component: cytoplasm. Gene Ontology annotation, biological process: phosphate-containing compound metabolic process. The annotation marks the transcript as partial. The transcript is spliced from 12 exons. Lineage: Eukaryota; Metazoa; Chordata; Mammalia; Rodentia; Chinchillidae. Gene Ontology annotation, molecular function: magnesium ion binding; inorganic diphosphate phosphatase activity.
CCGCUGGACCCUGCCCGUCCCAGGGACGCGGGGGAGGUGACCUCUGCCCGGGUUAAACAGGGCAGGGCGCAGGAGGAGGUGGCCUUGCGGCAGCGCCGAGCACCUGCGCUCGCGAAGUCACGGCAAGGUCAGGGUGUCAGAGACUACGCCGUCCCCCAGCGCCGUCCUCGGGAGAAUGCAGCUGGUCACUACAUUUCCCCCUUCCAUGACAUCCCUCUCAAGGUCGAUGCUGAAAAGGAAAAAGGCAUCCCUACCAAGAAAGCAAGAAGUGAUGGUGAUGAGAAUUUGCUUCAUAUGGUCGUAGAAGUGCCUCGGUGGACCAAUGCUAAAAUGGAGAUUGCCACAGAGGAGCCCCUGAAUCCCAUUAAGCAGGACAUGAAGCGCGACAAGCCCCGCUACGUGGCCAACGUUUUCCCUCACAAGGGAUAUAUAUGGAAUUACGGCGCGCUCCCUCAGACUUGGGAAGAUCCUCAUCAUAGAGAUAAGAACACAGGCUGCUGCGGAGAUAAUGAUCCCAUUGAUGUUUGUGAAAUAGGCUCAAAGGUUCUUUCUCGCGGAGAGGUUGUCCCGGUGAAGAUCCUUGGUGUCUUGGCACUCAUUGAUCAAGGUGAAACAGAUUGGAAAUUGAUUGCUAUCAAUGCAAACGAUCCCGAAGCCGACAAGUUUCACGAUAUUGAUGAUGUCAAGAAGUACAAGCCAGGGUACCUGGAAGCUACCAUCCAUUGGCUGAAAUUUUAUAAGGUGCCGGAGGGGAAGCCAGAAAACAACUUCGCUUUUAAUGGAGAAUUCAAAGACAAGGCUUUUGCUCUGGACAUCAUUAAGUCUACUCAUGAAUGCUGGAAAGCGAUGCUUAUGAAGAAGUGUGAUGCAGGGGCAAUAAAUUGCACAAACUCCCAGGUGUGUGACAGCCCUUUCCGUUGCACUCAAGAGGAAGCGAGAUCACUGGUUGAAUUGGUCUCACCGGCUUCCCCGAGUAGAGAAAGCGAUGGAGAAGAGCAAGUGUGGCACUUCCUUGGCAAAUGACCCGGACAUUUGAAGCCGGCCGUCAAGAUUUCACCCUCGGAGACCCUCCAACACCCUCCAAGACCCCUUUUUCUUCAGUGAUUGAGACAGGCAGGGCUGCAGGGUGUUUGCUGCCUUCUUGCUCAAGCAUCAUUGUUUUCAAGCUUUUGAGAUGCGCAAUAUGUAAAUAAACAUCCCAAGUUUUGAAUUUG